CGAUGUCUAACUUACCCUGGUAAUUUAGUGUACGAUAAAGAAAUAGAAGAAGAAAGUUAUUAUAAAUACUCCAUUAUCAAAUUUUUUACAACUGAUACGAAAUGGAGCAAAGGGUUGUAAAAAAAGAAAUAUUUAUUAACGAUUAUUAUAUGUGGAAUAAAGAUAUUAAACAAGAAUUACUCGAGGAAGAUACUGCCAAAGCUAUUUACGUAAAUGAGAAAUGGAACAGUAUCAAUGAAAUUAAACAAGAAAUAAUUGGCGAUUCAAUUACAUCCAAAACAUUUGAGGAUCGUAUGGUUGCAAUUAAAAGAGAAAAAAAAAUUAUUAAUAAACACCAAAGUAGAAAGAAAUUCAAGUAUUUAAAAGUGAUUUGUGAUAGAAGAAUUAAGUUAAAAGGGCUGCUAAGAAAUGGGACAUAUAUAAAACCAAAUGUUUUGGGGUUAAUGAUAUGCUUAUAUUGUGGAAAUUUAUACACAAAAAGAGACGAAUUUCUUUGUCACUAUGUAACAAAUCAUUGUAUUCAGAGAAAAAAAAUAAAUAUGAAUAAAUUUCACUUCAAAACUAGUUACAAUAAGAAGGUGAAAGAUGAAGUUUUAGAAAAUGAAUUUAAACCAGAGUUGCAGGAGUUCAGCUUUACCAAUAAUUUCAAUCCAUACGUUGAUGAAGAUGUAAAAUCGUUUUCAAAAGAGAGCAAUUUAAUUAGAAAAUUGAAAGGUGAAAAGUCAUUUAAAUGCGACAUUUGUUCAAAAACGUUUCCACGUAAAAGUAGUUUAAACAGACAUUUGUUAAAUCACACUGGAGAAAAGCCAUACAAAUGUGAAAUUUGUUUAAAAACGUUUUCACAAAAAAGUUAUAUAAAUCUACAUAUGUUUAGUCACACAGGGGAAAAACCAUUUAAAUGUGACAUUUGUUUAAGAACGUUUUCCCAGAAAAGUAACUUGAAUUCACAUAUGCUUAGCCACACAGGAGAAAAACCAUUCAAGUGUGACAUUUGCUUGAGAACAUUUUCACAGAAAAGUAAUUUGAAUUCGCAUAUUCAUAGUCACACAGGAGAAAAGCCAUUUAAAUGUGAUAUUUGUUCGCAAACGUUUUCACAAAAAAGUAACUUGAAUUCGCAUAUGUUAAGCCACACUGGAAAAAAACCAUUUAAAUGUGACAUUUGUUUACAGAGUUUUUCAAGGAAAAGUAAUUUGAAUAAGCAUUUGCUUCUUCACACAGGAGAAAAGCCUUUCAAAUGUGACAUAUGUGUGAAAACAUUUUCACAAAAAAUUCAUUUGAAUUUACAUAUGCUCAGUCACUCAGAGGACAAACCAUUCAAAUGUGACAUUUGUUUACAGAGUUUUCCAAGGAAAAGUAAUUUGAAUAUGCAUUUGCUUCUUCACACAGGAGAAAAGCCCUUCAAAUGUGACAUAUGUGUGAAAACAUUUUCACAAAAAAGACAUUUGAAUUUACAUAUGCUCAGUCACUCAGAGGACAAACCAUUCAAAUGUGAUAUUUGUACGAAAUCUUUUCCGCAUAAAAGUAGUUUGAAGAGACAUUCGCGCAUUCACACAGCAGAUAAACCUUUCAAGUGUGACGUUUGCGUUAAAACAUUUUUACAUAAUAAUAGUUUAAAUUCACACAUGCUUAGUCACAUAGGGGAAAAGCCAUUCAAGUGUGACAUUUGUUCAAAAACUUUUUCACGGAAAAAGAAUUUGAAUAAACAUGUGCAAAGUCACCUAGUAGAUGGCUCUUGAGUUGAGAUUGUUAUGCUUUACAAUUUAAUUUAUAUUAUCUGCCAAUAAUAUUAUAAAAUUACGGAAUUGUUUAGAAAA
Molecule: messenger RNA, 1814 nt
Organism: Diorhabda carinulata
Lineage: Eukaryota; Metazoa; Arthropoda; Insecta; Coleoptera; Chrysomelidae
Product: zinc finger protein OZF-like
Exons: 2
Coding region: 102-1736 (544 amino acids)
Biological process (GO): regulation of transcription by RNA polymerase II
Cellular component (GO): nucleus
Molecular function (GO): RNA polymerase II cis-regulatory region sequence-specific DNA binding; DNA-binding transcription activator activity, RNA polymerase II-specific
Source: RefSeq, a predicted model, not a curated record